GUUCCGCAAUUCCUCAUACCAACGAGCAAGGCAGCCAAGAUGGACAUUGUGAAUCAGUUGGUUGCCGGCGGACAGUUCAGAGUCCUCAAAGUUCCCCUGGGCUUCAUCAAAGCUCUAGAAUGGAUCUUUGCCAUCUUUGCAUUCUCAACAUGUGGGAGUUACUCCGGGAUGUUCAAGAUGAGUGUGGAGUGUAAAAACAGGACCGAGAGCGACCUGAGUAUAUGGGUGGAAUUUGAGUAUCCUUUCAGGCUUCAUCAAGUAUACUUUGACGCCCCAACCUGUAAAGGGGGUCCACCCGAGCGUCUCUUCCUGGUUGGUGACUACUCUUCCUCAGCAGAGUUCUUCGUCACCAUCGGUGUGUUUGCCUUCCUCUACUCCAUGGCUGCGCUCAGCGUCUACGUCUUCGCCCUGGAGAAGUACCGAGAGAACAACAAGGGACCACUCAUCGAUUUUGGCGUGACGUGUGUGUUCACCUUCAUGUGGUUGGUCAGCUCCGCUGCGUGGGCUAAGGGCCUGUCGGAUGUCAAGGCGUCCACGGACCCUGAGAAGGUGGUGGAUAUGAUCUCAGCCUGCGAUGAGGAGGGGAACCUCUGUCGUGAAGUUCACGACCCUGUCAUGUCUGGACUCAACACCUCCGUUUGUUUUGGCUUCAUGAACCUGGUCUUGUGGGGAGGAAACCUGUGGUUCGUCUUUAAGGAGACCGGCAUCAUCGCCCCCUUCAUGCGCGCCCCUCCUCCCCAGGAGAAGCAGCCCGCCCCAGACUCGUACGGCCAGCAGGCGGGGUACGAGCAGGACCCUUACGCCAGCGCCCAGGGGGACUACAAGCCAGAAUACAACCAGCAGCAGCAGGGCUACAACCAGGAGGGCGGAGAGUAUGGACACACACCCACCUCCUUCGCCAAUCAGAUGUGAGGGCGAGGAGGAAAUAGGAAGUGUGGAGGCGGCUGACGGCUGAGAGUCAGCAGAGUGACGGGGGGAGGAGUGUGGUGCCUGGAAACUACAGUACCCACAAUGCCGCACUCCUUCCUGUGUGUCUGUUUGCGCAUCUAUCUGUGUGCUGAGUAAAUGGGGGACGGGGGGAGAGUUACCUAAACA
Molecule: messenger RNA, 1095 nt
Organism: Oncorhynchus mykiss (rainbow trout)
Lineage: Eukaryota; Metazoa; Chordata; Actinopteri; Salmoniformes; Salmonidae
Product: synaptophysin
Cellular component (GO): presynaptic active zone; synaptic vesicle membrane; synaptic vesicle
Source: RefSeq, a predicted model, not a curated record